UCGAUCGCUUUAAUUAUACACAGAUGACGUCGGUUUGAUAAGGCUAUUUCCGCGGAAUUUUAAAAAAUAUAUUAUUUAAGCUUGUUUUUGGGUUAUUGCUUGCCACCAUAAAUGUACUUAAUUCAAAUACUCCGGGCAACACCGCUUGGGCAUUAUAAAUGAAUUAGUAAAAUAAACCCAAACAAAUAUUUAGUUCAUAAUUUUUUUUUUUUCGCAAUUCAUAUUAUUGAAACAUGCAACCUGGAAUUCUCAUAAUCCUAACAUUGACUUUAUAUGUAUGUUACUAUCGUAACUAAUCAAUAGUACUCAGUUUAUCAGUUCACCAGUCGGUUCAAUGGACGGAUAAUACGAAUCUGAGAUCUUGGUAAACUUUUCUCUUUCUCUGUGUACGUUGCUGUUUCGCAUUUUGACAGUUGACAACGUGAUUGGCAGGUACAACGUUUGACAUAACCGUUCGUUUGUAAAUUGUUUGUUGGUUUGAAGUUUGAACUUGUAAAAAGUUUUUAACGCUUCAAGUUUGAAUAAAUAUGUUGAUCCUUAACUUAAAAACAUAUUCAAGCCAUUAUUCAUAAUGAUAAUAGUGAUUAAUCAAUUGUUUCUUUAAAUAAUUUGUAAACAUGACUUCUAAAGUUGAUGCGCUUAAAACAAACGAAUUUCUACGACGGCGGAAGCUAAGAUUACAACAGGUAAGAGAACAGUCAAAGGACAUAGCAAGAAAAAUCAGACAACGCGCAAAACUUGAAAACGUACGGAAUCUUGACAGUAUUGAUGCAAAGAAAGAAAAAGAAUACUUGGACUGCCAAGAGAAAUUAGUGAAACAUUUGGAAUUUUUAUACUCCAAGGGAAUACAAAAUGUUGGAACUAGUCACAAAGAUGCGUUAGAGGUCAAAGAUCAAGAUUGUGCUAAGAAAGGAGAUAUAUCCAAAUUACGUGGGAAAGAAGCAACAGAAGCAUUAAGGAAGAAGAAGCAAGAAAAAUUAGAUGAACAAAAAAAACUUUUAGAUAGAAAAUUACAAGCAAGGGAAACAGCAAAUGGAAUAAGCAGAGAAAAAUCAGCAGCAGUUUCUAAAAGUUUGACAAAGCAGUCAUCUAAAAAAUGUGAUGAUAUUCCUAGUAAACCUAUUACAUCUGAGAGUAUCGAUCAGAACCUAGAAAACAAAGAAGAUAACAUUGAUGCAACAAAGAAUGAUAUGGGUACACAAUGGGAUUCUGAAGAAUUGCCUAAUGAAUGGGUACCAAAUGUGCCUGUUUUAUCCUUACCAAAAGAUGACAGUGUUAAAGAAUCUCUCAUUCCAAAUUCAGAGAAAACAGACAAAAGUAAAAAGGUCAACUUAUUUGCUUUAAGUGAUGAAAUGCCCUCAAGUUUACGUGGUGGACUCACUGGUCUCACUGACAACCCAGUUCCUAUGAAACCCUCCUUAACACUUGUAUCAGAGUACUUGCAAAAUAGAAAUCUAAGGUUGCGACACACUGAACCAAGCUCAAGUAAGAAAGCAGAUGAUUUACAAAGUAUAAAGCAAACAAUUCUACGUACUAGAGCAACUAGAACAGACGGUAAUGUAUUUGAUAAUGUUUGUCAUGUACUUGACAGACAGGUAAUUCCUGUUCCAUCUUGGCAAGCUGAGGAGUUUAGUUUAUGUACGCAACAUUAUGAACAAAGCUAUUGUUUCCAUGGACUGCACAAAUCUGUAACUAGGCCACCCGUAAAUAAAUUUCCCAGUUCUCCAAUAUCUUUGCAAAGAAAUUCACUAUCUAGUUCUACACUGAAAGAACAACAUUUCCAAAAACAAAAUGUUACUUUAAAGGGAACCUGUAAACAGACAGGAAGCAAAGACAAAUCAUCGCAAUCAACUGAACCAAACACUAGUCUUAGUAGGAAAAAAUCUAUAACAGUUUAUAACCAUAACACAAGAAAUAUACAGGACAGGCCGUGCGGCGACGAAAGACUUGUCUCACGCGACGAUAAAACAGAGGAAGAUGCAUAUGCUCAAGCCUUAAAAGAAACAACUAUUAAAAACUCCAUAGAGAAAGAGCAAUUAAAUAAACAACAAAAGCAUAUUAGGACGAGAGUUGCAAUGAAUAAAAAUAAUGUAGAUAAAGAAUACAGGGACACACUAGCCUUUCUGAAUUCUCUUGGAAAAGACAAGCCCGAAAAACCCAUAAAAACAGCAUAUAUGGACGAGCAUCAUCAGCAAUUGCAAAAUGAGAGACAUCAGAGAAAACUUCAAGAAGAAUUUAAAAAAAUUGAAAAGGAAUGUUCUAAACACAACUGCAAGCAUUCUAAAAGAAAAUCGACAAUAUCUGAAAAUCAAAGAAACAAAACAAGGUCACCAAUGCAAAGGGAAAUGAGACAAGACUUUGAAUAUUCCUGGAUGCCAGUUCCUGAAAGCGACGGCAGCCUUGCUGUCCACACCAUUCCUAACACUAACACUAGAAACAAAUCUGGAAACACUGUGAAAUUCAGCCAAGCUGACAGUUAUCAUGAAUACAGAUCAAGACACAAACAUACGCCUCCAACAAAAGACGUGAACAAUGAAAGACAACGCAAGGUUGUGGAAACAGUUAUUCUUCGAGAAACUGAAGAUUCUGACGCCAACGAAUCAUCAAGCACAUCUGAAACUAGCUCAGUUGAAAACCUAAACCUUGAAAAAGAUAAAACUAAUGAUGAUUCGAGACUCAAAGAUGGUGAGAGAAUUAUAAUUUACAAGAUUCUAGGAGCAAAAAAAGAUAAGAAAAGCAAGGAGCACAAAAAAGAUAAGUCCACAAAAUUGGCAAAUUCUGUAAAUUUUGAAACAGAUGAAGUUAGUAAAAACGGUGAUGUAGUAGGUUCAGAGGACAAAAAUCAUAAUAAUAGAAACAAAGAAAAAUCUGCAGGCGACAUACAAAGAGGUGUUUCCUUCGAAAAACUUCAAGAAGGUGUCUACGAAGCUGUAAACCAUAAUGGGGACAAUGUUGCUUCAAUGUACUUCACAGAAGGUUCAAACGACAACAAAUGUAAAGUUCAAAGCCAAAAAUGUAAUAAUCCUGGACUGUGCCGUUGCUGCAGUAGGAACAAAGAUAUUAAAGAUGGCGGUAACAAUGUAUCCGGAUAUUUUCAAGAAUCCUCUAGUUGCAAAUGUACUAGUACUAAAAAGAUAGAAAAUUCCAACUUCCCCCAACCUUCGGCUGCUACAUCUACUACUUCAUAUACCACUGCUUUUAAUGACAAAACUAACUAUCGAGAACCCGAGAGUGGCUUUGUUAAGCUUUUAGAAGAAGAAGGACAAGAUAGCAAUAAAUUUUACGUAGGUGCUUCUGGUUUCUUAAAAGAUGAUAACUAUGAAGUUGUGAUACAGCUAAGAAAGAAAGAUACCGAAAAAGUUAAUGAUAUCGUCAAAAACCAAAUGCCACAUACGAAACCUGUUAAGGCUUUGGACGUAGAAGGGAUGGAAGACAAUGUACUACAUAAGGCACAUUCUAAUAAAAGUGGAACUGAACGUUCCACAUCACCAAUAAAAGUAGCAACAAGUUCUGAAGCAAGUAAUACAGUAUCUAGCAUUCAACAUGUUGGCAAUGAACAGUUCGUGGAGGCAGGACAUGGAGAUAUUGAAAUACCAGAAGAACCAAAUAAAGAUUCACAGUUGAAAAAUUUGCGUGAGCAAGCAGUGCAUACCUCUUUUCAUGAUGAUUUUGCUGUUCCUGCUAAUGUGCCUAAAACAGAUUCAAUAUCAAGACCGGGUACUUCUACAUAUACUCAAACUUCAUUUAACUCAUCCAUGCCAAGACCAACCUUUAUGCAUAUGAGUUCUUCUACAUCUACAGCAUAUAUGAGCCCACCUGAAUUAAUUUUACCAAAAUGUUUGAAACAAAAUUAUCUUAUUACUAAAGAAGAACUCUACGAAUCAGAAAAUACAAUGAAUCAAUUGGAUUCAAAUUUUGAUGUAAUAGGAAGUGAUCAUUGUAAUGAAUUUAUUGACUGCAGAUGUAGAACUUGUGAGAAAUAUCCAUCAAAGACACCCCCUAACACUGCUCGAAGUAGCAAAGAAAGUUAUGCUGAUAAUGGUACAGAAACAAAGAAACACAAAUACAAAUGUCACAAAUGCCGAAGCCGUAGUGACACUAAUAUUUGUUUACACAAAACUCAUAGAAAGAAAUCUAACGCCAAAAAAACAAGAUCAUCAAGAGAUUUACUAUCUGAAAAUGAUUAUCCAAUGAUUAAAGAAUCAACAAAUAACAACAUUAUAAAUGCACCGUGUAAUAAACGCAUUAAAGCAGAUAAAAUUAACCCUAUCGUAAAAAAUUAUGUCAAUAAACUUUUGGCUCUUAACAAUGAAGGACUAAAAGCCAUUGAUAUCAUUAAUCAAGACUGCAGUGCAGUAACUACCCCCGGUAGCUCUUUUAUUAAUUUACCAUGUAAUAGGAACAAGGAUAAAUCAACUUUUGAACGCAAAAUUUCUCUGGAACAAAUAAAAAAAUGUCUUAAACAACAGAUUUUAAAAGAUAGUAAUAUGAUAGAAACCCCUUCUUUAAAUAGUGCUAUUAAAACUAAAAGAAAAAACGAAACUGAAAAUAAAACGGUACCGACAAACACGCAAAAUUGUUACAAAUUUCCCAAAACAAAAUCAUUGCAUAAAGUUAAAUCAUUAAAUAUUUCCAAACACAUAUUAAAGAAAAAGAAACCAUCUGAUUCUAAUAUAUCAAGUCGUCGUUUAAGAAAAACUGCAACUUCUGUCUCUUCUUCGACAUCUGAAUAUAAUAAAUUGCCACGUACUGAUAAACAACGACUAAUUAGCAAUCGGAUAAAAAUUUCUACUACUCCAAGAAAGUUUACUUAUUCGCAAUAUAAAAAUAGUACUAGUUCUGAUAUUGUUAAUAGUAAAUCAUGCAAUAGUUCAGGUAGAAAUACUAAAGAGAUUAUUAACACUAAACCAUGCAAAAGUACCAUGUUCGUAAAAUCUCAGCAAAAGAAAGAUUUCAAGUUAUCAUCAAAUAGAGACAUUAGGACUACUUUUUCAUCAGACUCUGGUGCUAAUGGUGCAAUCUUUAGGCAUUUACAACCUCCACAACCACCGGUACAUAUAUCAACUCAAACAAAUGGCAUUAUUGAUACUGAAAUACAUUUCAUGAAAGUUGCUGAAGAUAAAUUGCAAAAUAUGGAGAAAAUUGCUGAUUUAACUGAAAAAUGCACUAAACGUUUAUCAAACUUGGCUAAAGUUCUAGAAGAAGUUAGGAGAAACAAGUCUUUAGUAUACAGUCAGAUUUCUACAUCAGACUCUUCACCAGAAGCCGAUAAAAAUGAGCUAUCAACCGAAAUUUCUGGACAUGUUUCUGAUCCUAACCUCAAAACUCAAAGUAAGGAAAGUGUUCAUAAUUUGACUUCUUUGAGUAUGCCGGAAAAAUUGGACAGCAAAUAUGUAGAUUUCACGUCAAUUUUGAAAGAUAUCCCUAAACCAGGCACAUUUGUGGAGCCCUCAGGUUCAACAAUGAACAUAACUGAAAAAUUAACUAAAGUACAUACAGAAUCCGAAAAUAUGAAAACUAGGGGAAAGCCACCGCCUGCGUUGUCUCGUAUGCAUUUAAAAUGUGGACAAGAUGUGCACAUAAUUCCACACGAAUUGUCGACAGUUAUUGAAGUAGAUUCUCCUAUGAGUAUGAGACUUAAAAGUUUGCCUUCCCAACCAGAAAGUAAAUUGGAAGUUCUGGAAAAAUCGGAUCCCUCAUUGAAUGAAAGCAACAAAAGUAGUAGUAUGACAGCCAAGAAAGUAACUAACAAAAAUCCAGUGGAUCCUGAUUUGCUAAAAAGUAAUAUUCAUUUAUCCAGACGACUGCCUAAGGUAUCGUCGACCGAUUCUUCAGAUGAUUCUAAAACGCGAAUGAUGGAUAUGAAAAAGUUUAAUGAUAUCAUGCUAAAGCCUUUUAUUAGCUUAAAAGAAUAUACAAAACAAUGCAAUAUUGUAUUAGAUGAAGGUUCUAAUCUUGAAGAUGUUAUUAAAGAUGACUUAAUAAAUGACGACUUAAGUUCUCUUCAUUCAGAUGGCAGCUUACCGGAUGUGAUUGCGGAAUUAUUGAAAAGAAAUAUAAUAAGUGAGCCUUUUAAAUUUGACACAGGUUCAAACGUUAAUUCAACAACAGUGUCAUCAGAAUCAACUUUGUCAGUUUUAGCUUUGUCCAAACCACGAAAAGAAAAAAAGAAAGCUGCUUUAUUUCUGCGGAAUAAAGAAAAUAUAGCAGAGACUUCUGAAACGUUAAGUUUAUCGUCUAACCCUGAUUUAGAGAACGCUUUUCAAAAGCUUGGUAUGGGUUGGGCUUCGUCAACUUUAAAGAAAACAAAAGAGAGAUUGGCUUUAUCAUCAUCUUCUAAUACCUCUAGUUCCAGUAUGACACGGUUUAAAAUUAAAAAUUUUAGCCAAGAUUUACCCAAUUUAGCUACUGAUUCGACUUCAUCUUUGCUUGAAGUCUCAAAUAAACGUGAGGAGAAAAAAUUAUAUUCGCCUGGAAAAUAUAACAUGGAAGAAGUUUCUAAGAACGCUGUUCAGCAAACUUCACUCACAAAUUCUAUGACUGUUAAAGAGUUUCUUAAGAAUGAACUAGCGAAAAAAAUUACUUUUAACAAUAAAUCAACCAGAAAGGGUGAAGAGGAAUUUGUUUCUUUAUAUGAAACUAAAUUGCCUGAAGAGAUGAAACAUAAUAAUAUAGAAUUUGGAGAGGAACAGUUGAGUGCUACUAGUGUUAACCACAAUAGGGCACGAACUUCAACGCCAGUGCAAAUAUUUAAAUCUAACACAUAUCAUUCAACUUCUACUUCAAAUACUUCGAAUGGUUUUUUCAGUAAUGCCGACGACUUAUCUUCCGUGAAAGUGACUUCCUCCAUACGCAACCAUUCCACAUCUGACAAAGAUGAUUUAACCAUUCCAAAUUACAGCCUGAAAACAAAAAAAGGGCAUUCCGAUUGUAGUAAAAGUGAUUAAUGUUUUUAGGUAUGUUAUUUAUUUAUGUAUUUUUUAUGAAAUUUAUAAAAGCAUGUUACUUA
Messenger RNA from Pararge aegeria (speckled wood butterfly), 7009 nucleotides. RefSeq lists its product as uncharacterized. Bases 618 to 6947 code for a protein of 2109 amino acids. The record is from RefSeq and is a predicted model, not a curated record. Lineage: Eukaryota; Metazoa; Arthropoda; Insecta; Lepidoptera; Nymphalidae. The transcript has 11 exons.